UGUAAACUCUUGCCUGUACCUGUUCUUCCGGAGUCAUCCUGUCAUGGCUGCGCCCUAGUCAAACGUACCCAGACCUCUUUGCAUCUGGAUUCAUGCUAACAGGUGAAACUGUGGAGCCGCUCCGUCAUGACUUUUAAAGAUCUGGCCAAGUGGAACACGAGGGUGUCCAUCCUGUACGCCGUCGGCGUGUGGAGCAUGGUGGGCUCGUACGCCUACUACAGAUACCACGGCUAUUUCGAUGAAAACACAGUGAAAAAAGAAGAGGAGGAGACGACAGUGCCGGUAAAUCCACGUGAAAAGGUCUACGAGACGGCUCACACCAAAACCAUCAUCGUAUACAAGGAAGACUUUGUCCCUUAUUCUACCAGGAUUUACAACUUCAUCAAAUCCUUCAGCGGGGAACCUGGCACAGGAGACAAAUAAGCGUUACUGCAUCCUUAUACGAAGGAGUAUGGACACUCAAUGAACUUGUCCAGAGCAAUUAUGUGUUUUUACAAAGGAAGCAUUAUUUCUUUUGCACAAUACACGGACCAUGGAUCUUUAUGUUGCACUAUGAAGUUAUCCUCUUGUGUCUGGACCUUAUACUGAUUUGUAAGAGUCCAAUGCAGUGUGCCCUGCAGAAGCUGCCGUCAGUGUAUGAAUGUUGAUGGGCAUCAUAUUUUACCAUUAAAUUUUAAUGAGUAUU
Molecule: messenger RNA, 685 nt
Organism: Myripristis murdjan (pinecone soldierfish)
Lineage: Eukaryota; Metazoa; Chordata; Actinopteri; Holocentriformes; Holocentridae
Product: small integral membrane protein 26-like
Exons: 2
Coding region: 127-423 (98 amino acids)
Source: RefSeq, a predicted model, not a curated record